This is a messenger RNA of Linum tenue, 3409 nucleotides long. NCBI's taxonomy places the organism in Eukaryota, Viridiplantae, Streptophyta, Magnoliopsida, Malpighiales, Linaceae. The record is from the annotation of a GenBank genome assembly.
CCCGACUUACCCUUUUAAUUCACUGUAGUUGUUGCUGUGCAUUGUGCAACUCCUCUUCCCCACGCUCUCUCCCUGCCUUUCUUUCUUCGUCUCCAACUCCAGCCCAGGGUUUCAGAGCGCCGUUCGCCACCACUCUCACCCUCUCAGCCGCGGCCGCGGCCGUCCUUCACAGAUCCAGAUAAUAAGUCAUGGCAAUGGAAGUCACCCAUGUUCUUUUGAGUGCACAAUCAAUAGAUGGGAAUGUACGGAAGCAAGCAGAAGAUAGUCUGAAACAGUUUCAAGAGCAAAACCUUCCUUAUUUCCUGCUAUCGCUCUCUGGGGAGCUAGCCAAUGACGAGAAACCUGCGGAUAGCCGUAAGUUAGCAGGUCUUAUUCUCAAGAAUGCAUUGGAUGCCAAGGAACAACAUAGGAAGGUUGAACUUGUCCAGAGAUGGCUAAUGUUGGAUGCUACCGUGAAGGCUCAGAUUAAGUCCUGUUUAUUGAAGACACUUUCUGCGCUGGAAGCUGAUGCUCGAUCUACUGCAUCACAAGUGAUUGCCAAGAUUGCAGGCAUUGAGCAUCCCCAGAAGCAGUGGCCGGAGUUGAUUGGCACACUCUUGUCAACUCUACAUCAGUUGCCAGCUCAUGCUAAACAAGCUACUCUGGAGACUCUCGGUUAUUUUGGUGAGGAAGUUUCUCCAGAUGAUGUGGAUCAGGAGGACGUGAACAAGAUUCUCACUGCUGUAGUGCAGGGAAUGAGUGGAACUGAAGUAAACAAUGAUGUCAGGCUUGCUGCUGUACGGGCCCUUCACAAUGCACUUACCUUUGCUCAAGCUAAUUUUAGCAAUGACGUAGAGCGUGAUUAUAUUAUGAGAGUUGUCUGCGAAGCUACUCAAUCAACGGAUGUGAAGAUCCGGCAGGCUGCUUUUGAGUGUUUGGUCUCGAUUUCAGCAAUGUAUUAUGAGAAGUUGGCCCCUUACAUUGAGGAGAUAUUUAAGAUCACAUCAAAGGCAAUGAAGGAAGAUGAGGAGUCGGUGGCUCUUCAGGCAAUUGAGUUUUGGAGCUCAAUAUGUGAUGAGGAAAUCGAUAUCUUGGAUGAAUAUGGGGGUGAUUUCAGUGAAGCAGGCUCUAGCAUACCUUGCUUUUACUUUAUCAAGCAAGCUCUUCCUGCUCUUGUUCCUCUCUUACUGGAGGCAAUCCUGAAACAGGAGGAGGAUCAAGAUCAAGAUGAAGGUGCAUGGAACAUUGCAAUGGCUGGAGGCACCUGUCUUUAUCUGGUUGCACGUACUGUAGGGGAUGAUGUUGUUCCGCUUGUAAUGCCAUUCAUUGAACAAAAUAUCACAAAGGAGGAUUGGAGACAAAGGGAGGCUGCUACUUAUGCUUUUGGCUCAAUCUUGGAGGGGCCAUCCAUAGAGAAACUGACACCCAUCAUUACCGUGGCUUUGAAUUUCAUGUUGACUGCCCUAAUGAAGGAUCCAAAUAACCAUGUGAAAGAUACCACUGCUUGGACUCUUGGUCGUAUCUUUGAGUUUCUCCAUGGGUCGACAAUUGAUGCUCCUUUAAUCACACAAGAGAAUUGCCAGCAGAUCAUUAUGGUUCUGCUUCACAGUAUGAAGGAUGCACCAAAUGUAGCUGAAAAGGCCUGUGGUGCCCUUUAUUUCCUUGCCCAGGGCUAUGAAGAUGCAGGGGCGUCCUGUCCUCUUACUCCUUGUUUCCAGGAAAUUGUGCAGUCCCUCCUCACUGCUUCUCACCGAGAAGAUGCAUCAGAGUCGAGGUUAAGGACUGCUGCAUAUGAAGCUCUGAAUGAAGUUGUGAGGUGCUCUACCGAUCAAACUGCACAUUUGGUUUUGCAGUUAGUUCAGGUCAUCAAGGAUGAGCUUAUUAAGAGCCUUGAAGGGCAGGCAAUUGUGUCAGAGAGAGAGAAACAGGGUGAGCUGCAGGGCCUGCUUUGUGGAUGUUUACAGGUGAUCAUUCAAAAGCUGGGAUCUUCAGAACAAACCAAGAAUGCCUUGAUGCAGCAUGCUGAUGACAUAAUGAGACUCUUCCUAAGCGUUUUAGGUUACAGAAGUGCAACUGUUAGUGAAGAGGCCAUGCUAGCUAUUGGAGCCCUUGCCUAUGCAUCUGGUCCAGAUUUUGAAAAAUAUAUGCCGGAGCUAUUCAAGUAUUUGGAGAUGGGCCUUCAAAAUUUUGAGGAGUAUCAGGUUUGCUCUGUCACGGUUGGUGUUGUGGGUGACAUCUGCAGGGCCUUGGAAGCUAAAAUUUUGCCUUACUGUGAUGGUAUCAUGACAGAACUCCUCAAAGAUCUAUCAAGCAAUCAGUUGCAUCGAUCCGUGAAGCCUCCAAUAUUCUCCUGCCUUGGUGAUAUUGCGUUGGCUAUAGGUCCAGAUUUCGAGAAGUAUCUAAUGUACGCCUCUCCAAUGCUCCAAAGUGCUGCAGAGUUGUCUGCACACACAGAAGGUGCUGAUGAUGAAAUGAUUGAGUACACGAAUGCACUGAGGAGUGGGAUUUUGGAGGCAUAUUCUGGAAUCCUUCAAGGUUUUAAGAACUCAACCAAGACACAGCUCUUAAUUCCUUAUGCACCACACGUGCUUCAGUAUUUGGACAGCAUGUACAAGGGAAAGGACAUGGACGACUUGGUGAUGAAAGCCGCAAUUGGGGUACUUGGAGAUCUAGCAGAUACGCUAGGGAGCAAUGCUGGUUCUUUGAUACAGCAGUCUCUUUUCAGCAGGGACUUCUUGAAUGAAUGCCUGUCAUCCGAUGAUGAAAACAUCAAGGAAUCUGCUGAAUGGGCCAAGCUAGCCAUCACAAAAGCCAUCUCGGUAUGAAUGACAAUGGAGGGAGGUUGCUGCUCGGCGAAUUGACGUGCUCUUUCCUUAAGAGAAGUCUUACCAGCAUUCGGUGUACCUGAGUAAUUUUUGCGGGUUUUCUCCAUCUAUCUGCUCAUUGAACAACAGUUUUCAGAUGAAUGUAGGCUAAUGGACAUCAGGUGUCUUCUGGUUUACAAGGUCCUUUUUCUCUCGUUGCUAGAUUUUAUCGUUUGGUUACUGGUCAAUAUGUCGGUCUCAUCCACCAUUUUAUUUUGCUUCUGAGUCUCUUUCGUGGUUAUGGCAUCAUUCAUUGUAGUUCUUUCUAUUUGGGUUUGCCUUCCAAUUGCAUGAAUAAAGAGUAAGGGCGCAUAAUAAAUCAUUGCAAAUCAACAGAGUUGUGCAGCUGCUACUAAGAAACUGCCUUUUUUUUCUGGGAUACAUCAUCUACCACUCUGACUCUGCUACUGCAACAAACAUACAGAAGUGGGGACGAAACAAUGCGUCUUUGAUCAGGUGAACUCUUCCUUCAAGUAAUCAGGUCCAGGCCUGAAAGGAUCAGAAACCUCGUAAGCCUCCGGCCGGUAAAACCCGGCAUCGUUCAUCCGGUUGCUGAGCACAUGAAG